Messenger RNA from Diuraphis noxia (Russian wheat aphid), 503 nucleotides. It is a transcript of the gene mub, whose product is annotated as poly(rC)-binding protein mub. The record is from RefSeq and is a predicted model, not a curated record. Gene Ontology annotation, molecular function: RNA binding. Lineage: Eukaryota; Metazoa; Arthropoda; Insecta; Hemiptera; Aphididae.
UUCCACAACUUCCGACACCGGAACUGCUGUCAUUCGCCUGAUCAACCAUUACAGCACCGCUCAGCGUACACGCAAUCGGACGCUACAAACCAACAGUCAAUCAAAGUAACUCAAAUAAUCAAGGAUUACAGGGAUUUCAACGAAAGGACCAAAUGGACGCCAAAUCGAAAGAUGACUCCAAUAUCAGCCUUACACUUCGGCUAAUAAUGCAAGGAAAGGAAGUUGGUAGUAUAAUAGGGAAAAAAGGAGAGAUUGUCAAACGGUUCAGAGAAGAGUCUGGUGCCAAAAUCAAUAUAUCAGAUGGCUCUUGUCCUGAAAGAAUAGUGACCAUAUCAGGAUCUACUGAAGCCAUUUACAAAGCAUUUUCUUUAAUAUGCACAAAAGUAGAAGAGAGUGAACACUUGGAUGAGCAUUUUGAAAAAGCGUAUAAAAAACUAUUCCAGCAACACUGCGCACCCACACGAAUUUUCAAUAAUCCCAAAUAUAUGUUUUUAAAACUUUAA